Molecule: messenger RNA, 1587 nt
Organism: Exserohilum turcica Et28A
Lineage: Eukaryota; Fungi; Ascomycota; Dothideomycetes; Pleosporales; Pleosporaceae
Exons: 1
Coding region: 122-1363 (413 amino acids)
Source: RefSeq, a predicted model, not a curated record
UGGCCGCCAGCACACCGGAUUCCUUCGCAUUGUACACGUACCUCACCGCCUAGCCCAAAGAGUAGACCUCGACGCUCGACACACUGCACGAUAUUUCCUAGUACUUUUCCGGCCUUGCUCCAUGUCGCUGCUCAUCAUGUCCACCGAUACGCCCUCUGCGCUGGAUAGGCUGUCGCCGUCGUGGAUCCGCCGCCCACUCUCGCGGCGGUCGACAUCGCCACACAAAGAAUCAGCACCGGUAACCGCAAACGGCUUCCUGGCGCCAGAACCAGUCCGGUGCAACAGCGACGAGUCUCGCUCCACAGGCACCACUAGCCCAUCGAGCCGCCGCGGCUCCGUCCGCGAGAUAGUCAACAGGCUGCGCUCGUCGUCCAAUGCCAGUCAGGUCAGCAACAGGUCGCAAGACGUCGACCUGAGCGAGGUGGAAAACUGGUUCUAUGGCUUCCGAAGGUACAACCAGCUCGUGUGCAACAGCAUAUCGCUCAACCAAGCAUACGCAUCCAAGGAAUUCGCAAAAGCAACAAAAACCCUGACCAAAAACUGCGGCGGCCAAUUCCUCCACGGCCUCCCCGAGGCCGUAUUCGACUACUCACUUCUCUGGUGUCCCGCGGGCCCCUUGACCAGGAAAGCCUCGGACGAGCCCUCAUGGAGCUGGUCUGCCUACCACGGCCGCGUCAACUUCCCCUUUGACCCGACCAGCUGCCCGGACAUUUACAAAAUCCCGCGCAGCGAGGGCGAGUGGUUCCGCUCCGAAGUCGUCAACUACCACAUUGGCCCCAGCACAGCGGAAUACACAGUGCGCCGCGAAAAGAGCCCAGCGCUGCGCAUCAAGUACCCCCCGUACUUCCACGCGCCGCGCGGCGCCGACCACAAGACGCAAUCCAACACGCUGCGCUUCACAGCCUCGACCAUUUCCGCCGACGGCUUCAGCGCCGAGCAGCUCAACCACAACGGCAGAGACAUCCCCUGCUCGCACCUCAUCAACGAAGACGACACCCACUGCGGCGUCAUCAUGGACUACGAAUCCGCAAUCUCACAGCCUUCCUCGACAGGCCCCUAUGAAUUCAUCCUGCUCUCCCGCAACCUCUGGUGCAGACCCAACCCCGAAAACAGGAAGCCACAUCUCAACACCAUGCACCCGCCCGGCACACCCAUCUGGGCUGCCGACGACGCACAGUUCCUCUGGGACCAGGAAAUCCAUGAUUUCGCCGCGGAUGUGUUUGCGCCCGGCCCGUGGAAAAUGCUCAAUGUCAUGCUUAUCAAGUGGGUCGGCGACCAUGCUGAGCGCGUGGCUAUCGCGAGGAUACAUGAGGAUGCGUGGCUGCAGCGGAAUCCCGUCAAGAGGGAUAUUAUCUUGAUGUAGCCAUGGCUAUUAUUGUUAUUAUUGUCUUGGUCAUGGUGGAACUUGAAUAUGAUAUACCCAGCAGUGUACUAUGCAGUUUCUUUGUUUCUUUUUCUUGUUGAGAGAGCAUUUUCUUUUUUGUUCAAGGCAUAUGCGUUAUGACGCGCACCUCUUCUCUGUGUUGUGUUAGUAGGAUUUCUUUUCUUAUUGCCUUUUUUGUACUCAGCAAUGAGACUAUAGUUAAU